This is a messenger RNA of Populus trichocarpa (black cottonwood), 1536 nucleotides long. Its product is annotated as FRIGIDA-like protein 4b. The record is from RefSeq and is a predicted model, not a curated record. The annotation marks the transcript as partial. NCBI's taxonomy places the organism in Eukaryota, Viridiplantae, Streptophyta, Magnoliopsida, Malpighiales, Salicaceae. The transcript has 2 exons.
AUUGAUGCUAUUAAUUUCAUUUAUGCAUUUGAGCUGGUUAAGGAGUUCCGGCCUGUACCUCUCUUGAAAUAUUACUUGCACGAUUCCAAGAUUGCUGCAAAAAUAAUUAGGAGGAGCGACAAAUCAGUUGAAGCACUGAUUAUGUCCAAAGAAAAAAGAGCUGCUGAUUUGAGGGCUGUAAUUAAAUGCAUUGAAGAUCACAAACUUGAACCUGAACUCUCACCUAAGUUCCUCCAGGAACAAAUAGCAUACUUGGAAAUGGAAAUUUCAAAUAAGAAAGCAAUGUUGCUAGCUGUAGGCUACAGUUCUCAGAUCCCAAUUUUGAAUGAGAAUAAAUGUUCAGAGCCCAAAUCCACCUCCACUGCAAGCCCUGCCCUCAACACCCUGACAGCUGCCUCCACCGCUAUCCCACCUGCCCCUACCGCUCCCAUCACUGUCACCUCCUCAUCACCAACCACUGCAUCCACAGCUACCCCAGCUGCCGCCACCACAAUCACCUCCUCCUUUUCAACCUCUGCCUCCACUACUACUUCAAUCCCAAACACCUCUCCCAUUCCUGCCCCAACUUCCUCUGUGAGAUUUGCCCCCCACUCCCAAACCACUGUACUGCCUUCAGCUACAAUCUCCAAGAGUCAACCACAACACCAGGGUGGAGACGAGCGCCCUCAACCACAACACCAGGGUAGAAAUAAGCGCCCUCGAAUAGCUUUCUCAUCCGAGGUACCUCUACAAGCAUCAUCGUUUGCAAACCCUAACAUUGUACACUUGCUGCAAACCCCUCAUCAACAACCAGGUCACUGUUUUAUGAAUCAAGGUGCAUCAUAUUUGAACUCCUCAGCUGGACAUUAUUCCUUGACUGGGUACCAGCCCAUAAACCCGCAGAUGAACUACAAUUACAACAAUGUAAAUUCAUAUUAUCACUCGAACACAUUGGGAGCACCUGGCUAUGGUAAUGCCACACCCUUUCAGAGACGUUAGAAGCUUCUCCCUUCAGGUUGAUUUGAUGAACCAUGAAAUCAGUGGAAUGCUUUGUGAAACUUAUGGCAACACAGAUACAGGUUUGAGGAGAUUGAAGUGGGAGAAAAGAAUUUCUUUAAAGCACCAUUGUCAGUAAACUACCUGUUGAGAAACUUUGAAACUUCAAAUUACAGUGGAUGCAGAAAUUUGCAGUACUAAAGUGAAUAUUUGAAGGAUGGGAUGAAAACGAGCUUGAACGAAUAGAUAACAGGUUUGAAAAUUGAGCAUAAGAUUUUGAACUGAUGUAGAAGCUUAAUUUAGUGCUUGUCUUUGAUAAUCUUAUAGCUAGUUAAUGUUAUUCAGAGACUCUGAUACCUUCACCGAAGAGUGCAGCAAGUCUAGAAGAUGGUAACUCUAUGUUGGUGUUGCUUAACAUGAUGUUGAUAGUGUCUGUUUCGCAUAAUAUUCUAUCAGCUUGUACAGUAAGUUGUAUAUAAUCAAUUUGAUACUCUACUUACCUUACUAAGGAGCUUGAGGAUCACAAAUUCACUAACCACACCACCUUUUGGUUUCUCAUUA